Messenger RNA from Synchiropus splendidus (mandarinfish), 7580 nucleotides. RefSeq names its product PDZ and LIM domain protein 7-like. The record is from RefSeq and is a predicted model, not a curated record. The transcript is spliced from 4 exons. Lineage: Eukaryota; Metazoa; Chordata; Actinopteri; Syngnathiformes; Callionymidae. The coding region runs from base 1132 to 1437 and encodes 101 amino acids.
AUAUGCUUUGUUUUUUUUAUUCACUUUCUAUAAAUAUAGUUAUGCACUUUAAUACAAGCCCUGCAGUGUUUGUUACGUUUAUCUCGUCUGGAACAAGCCCCGAAAGCUCCGUAUCCCCCAAACUAGAGACACCUUUGUUUCCAAAAUGCCUAUGAAAUGUGAGCUUUGCGUUUAAUGGCUUUUUUCUUGUAUCUAAAAUGCAGCCUUUAAAGCACAGAAGACCAGUUUAAGCAUAGUGUUGUAAACAUACCUUUAUAGUGUUCAGUUCAACUAAUUUACUAUAACAAAAAUUUUGCUUAAAUAUUGCUAAACAAUAACCUUCCGUAGCUUCUGUAUAUGUUGGACAGAUGUUGCAGUAUUAUUACUCUGUAAUAAUAGAUAAUAGGGGGGAGCUUCCAACCCUUCAAACAAUCCCUACAUUUCAGAAGGAGAUGAAGAAAUAAAGCUGCCACUCAUCUGCUAGUUUCUUUUUUGGCCUCUUACUCUCCUUCUUCUUUGGCUGACUCUCUGGUCUAAACUGGAAUAUCUGCCUUCCAUUCUGUGGCUUUAAACUGAAACGUUGAGACGCUUCUAAACCACGCCCCCCUCACGUAGCAGGGCUGUGAGUGGUUGAAAUUUUCAUUUUUUUUUUCCAAAGCUUAAUAGCUGGUGAAAAACGUCAGUUUUCAGUGGCUGUCUUCAUCAUCCUGAUGCCAUCCAACCAUCGUCCUACUCUACCUCUCAUUGUUUCUGCUUUUAAAGAAAGUAAAUAAAUUAAAAUACACUAUAAUAAUAAAAAUAAGGUGUUAAAAUCGAAUUUAUUUAUUUGUACAAGGAAAAUAAACACACACAAUUAUCCAUUAUCCACUUUGGUUUACUUUAUUGGGGAUGCGGAUGUGUAUUUUUGCACUAUUAAUGAUGUUGUUUUGAUAUUUGAUGUCGUAUCAAACAAGUUAAAGUUACUUCAUUUGAAGUCAGGGUUAGCCUUCAGUACCAGUGUUGAGGUCUGACUGAGACGUGAAGGACUGGUUUUAUCUUGACAUCCCUGCUGACGUUCCUGCUGACCUUCAGCUGUCCGCUGCUGACCUCUUGCAGUUCAUCCAUGUGACCUUUGAUCUCCUUCACAGGGGUGAAGCUACUUACUUUGAUGACAUGUACCCAGUGUCUAAGCACAGCCUCAGGGUGGAGGACAUGCCCUGCUUUAUCCCCAACGACCGCAGCAAGAAGAGGCUGAUCCAGGACACUGAGGACUGGCAGCCUCGCACCGGCACCACCCAGUCCCGCUCCUUCCGCAUCCUGGCGCAGCUCACAGGCACCGACUUCAUGCAGGACCCAGACGAUGAAAACAUGAAGAGAGCGAGGGAAAAGUUCCUCACUGAAAUUCAGAGUCCCCGCUACGCCCGUCUGCGGGACUGGCACCACGACAGGUCUGCUCGCGCCCUAAAUAUCAAAUCCUGAGCAGCAGGCCAGAGCGCCACGGGACGCCGCGCCCGGCCCCAGCCUGCCAGACAUAGCGACCACCAAGACCAUGUGACAAAGACGACGAAAGAUAGGUUAACAGAUUCACCUGUGAGAGAGUGACCAGGUGAAGGAGAAGCGAAAACCAAGCUAAAGUAGCUGUGAUGACAGAGCUCCGCGUGGAACCUUGCAUACUGAGCCCAAGUUGAAGAUUUCCCUCUGAAGUCUGCCACUUUCUUCUCAUUUCAUACUGUGAUUCUUUGGAAAAAGCGGAGGAACGAGGAGGGGGAGGACGUUUCGACAUUUGUUAUUCUAUUUUCAUUGUUAAUCUCUUCACUCUUCUGUCCCUCUCUCUCCUCACGUCCUGCUGUUUCACAUUGAUCUCUUUCCAGGUUUCAUCUCCCUUCUCAUCCUAGUCUCUGCUUCUCUCAACAGUUAGAAACAUCAAACAUGAAUGUGUACUUGUUUAUCAGCUGUCAUCCAAUAUAUAAAACCUCUGAAAAAAACGGACUUUUCUUUCUGUCUUUUUCUCUCUCAAGCCUUCUUCUUUCACAAUCCCUUUGUCUUUGACAUGGACUGAAUCGAAAUCAUUAACUUGACACAUGCUUUUCCUGUGAAGAGAAUUGAGAGGGUGUCUGGUCAAAGAUCAAGGUCUGCGGUUGGAUUUUAUUGCCUCACAAAGUGUAAUUAUACAAGCAAAAGAAACAAGGAACAUUGCUCUUUCACACCCGCAGUUUAGGCUUGAGACUCUUCCAGCUCUUUUGGCUCUGAAGUUCGAUGGUUGUUUCUGUCCCUAUGUUAAACACCAUCCUGACUGGAGUGCAGGGGGGAAACAGCCCAUGAAUAUUUAGCUCACCCUCAAGUCUCUCCACAACAGCGGAAGCAACGUGUGCAGCAAUUAUUAAUAAACUCAUAGGAGACAUUCAUGGACACAAUAGUUUGGCAGAAGUCUAUUUAUUUGCCAAGUUUAAUGAAAAGAGAGAAAAGAAAUCCCUCAAAUGAGCCUCAUAACAAUGGACAAACACUGAAAUGCUCAUAAAAAUCUAGCUUGGGUUUUAGUGAAAGUAUUGCCUUUAGCUAUGUUGGUCGUAAUCUAUGUGCCCUGAGUGAAAAUUUUACAUGAGAAUUUUUAGAGGAGUCGAUUGUAUGAGUGCGUUCUGUCUUCCAUCCCUCAAGAUCCCGGUGAAAUCAGGCGAUUUAUUCCGGUGGCGAUUGUAAACUCGCUCUCACUGUGGUGACAUCUGGAGCCCGAAUUGAUUUUUAGGUAAAAGCUCAGAAUUAAAAAUGUCCUCUCAUUUGGAUUUGUUGAUUUGAACAAAUAUAACCGAUAGUAAUAAUAAAAAAGAGUCAAGUCAGUGUACUUAUAUCUUACUGCUGGAGCCGACAAGGUUCAGCUUCAAUUUGAGGAUGAAAACUUCAAAAUAACUGGGUGAUUCUGGCUGUGAACCACUUUGCUUCAGGGUCCUGGUUCUUUAGAGCCAUGUGUUUUGGAUGGUUCGGGGGGGGAGCUAGGGGAAGGGUUUGGGGCAAUGAGAGGUCCUCACAAGGAUAGCAAUACAAAGGCGUGUAUCAAGUUCACAUCAAAAGAUAGAAUUUAUUAUAAGCUUUUAGUAACAAAAAUGAUGAAUUAAGUCACUCUCUCAUGUCAGACAUUAUGUUCAUAUUCAUUUUUAUAACUAUAUAAGAUUUGUGUGUGUGUGUGAGUCCAUGCCGACAUGUUUUCAUUGUUUGACCGAGCAAUGCAGCUAAAUCCUGAAAUACAAGUGAAGGAAAGGUGAAUUAUCAAUACUGUCCAUAUUCCCACGAUCUAUGCAGAAAUCCUCAUAAAUAUUCAAGAUUUCAAGACGUGACGUGAAACAUUUUUCGCCUAUUAAAUGAAUAAUGUUUUAAAAUGUGAACCAACUUUGAUGUCUUUGCCACCAGAGGAGAGUCAAGUCAAUCUAUUUCCUGCUUUAAUUAUUAUUUUUUUCUACAAAAGUCGCUCUUAAUAGCUGAUGCUUUUAUCUGUUGCAGCAGAGAACCAGAUAUUGAUGGAGUUGAGAACAGUCGGAUUGUCUCUAAACCAGGGGUUCUUAACCUUUUCUAGAACAAAUGGACCCCGGGCCCAUUCAAGUUAUGCACGUCAUGAAAUUAAAACCUCGUGAAAUAACAUGAAACCAUGUGCUCAUCGCAAAGAUAUUUAUUGUCAUCGAAAGGUCCAACCAUCAGCAGAAGUAGAUGCAAGUCAUAUUCAUCAAAUUUACUAAAGAAAAAAAGCAAAAUGAAAAUACACUUGAUCCAAACUCUAAAUAAAAUUAAUAUAAUCAGUCAAAAUAUGCUGAAAUAAAAUAUAUUUUAUUUUCAAAAUAGACAUAAGUGAAGUGUAAAUGAAAGUAUUGCCAUAAAAUUUUCGAAUACAUUUUCAAAUCGGCUUUGACGUGUGCUUUCAUGAACAGUUUUUAACUGUUAUGGAGGUGGCAUCACUUUCUUUUCAUCAUUUUUUCUCUUCAAAACUUCUCCAUCCUGGGUAACUGUCACAGAUUUGGAGCUGUCAAGUCAGUACAAUGACACACUUGCAGCCCACACGGCUCAGUGUUGUAAAACAACUUCUCGCUGCCCUCUAGGAGGCGCUCGUGGCUCAACCAUGUGCCUCUGCCCUAUGGUGAAGAAUCACUAAACACCUAUUGUCUGGUGAAAGAAGCAGCUAAUGAUGUUUCUGGUGUAUCACUGUCUGUAUCCUCACAGUAGAGGGCGGUGUGCUGCGGCCUCUUCCUCUGCUGUGGUCAGAGGAUCCCAAAGGACGCUUCAAUCCGAGAUAUUAAGGGGAAACAUGAAAUGUCCAUUUGAGCUUCUGCGGUGUCUGAUGUUGAGAGCCAACAUCAAAGGUGCGACAGGCCAGUGCAGUGUGGAGAUGAUGCGCCUCUGUCACGCUGUGCCAGGAAGGCAAAAGUGUUGUAAGGUGUGACCUUGGCUGGUCCUGGCUUGAACACAGCCUGCGAGGACCUGGUGUCCUGUCGCUGUGUAAGCAGGUUGAAACUGGGGUGAUAUGUAAAGAUGUCGGCUCGAGGCUGAGCGGUGACGUGAGGGUUGCAGCUGCAGUGUGGAUGUGUGAUUUGCUGAGUGUCGUCCCACAAGAGAGACGCGAGGGACGGUUGAGGGCAGAUGACAUUUUUUUGUCCUUUAUUUGAACCCACAAGCAAAGAUCUCGCGCACACUGCUUCCCUUCCCAAGUGAUGUUGCCCGUCGCCUCUUUCAUUUGAAAAAGAUUAAACGUCUCCGUCGCCAGCACUGCCAGUCAUCUUUCUGCUGUUUCAGAGGGAUUUAAUGUGCUUGUUAUUCCCACCCUGCUGUUGGGAAAUCCUUCUCUCCUGUUUGCUGAACACCAGCUACUUUAUUUGUGGCCGUGUAUGAAUUGCGACUGCCCAGAUGUUUUGUUUUGGUGUCAUUAAGUUGCUCUUUGGUUCCAAGCGAGAGAUGUUUUCGUCAUCUUCCGUUAGCCUGCAACAGACGCCACGGUGGGUGAUGCAAACACCAACGCUCCAGGCUCACUUUCAGUUUCUCCCAAGAUAAGACGACGCUGAGGCUCCACUGGAGCAGUGAAGUGGUGUUUGACCGUCGUCUCUGAACUAGCUGGGAUUCAUCGCCACACCCCUCCAUAAGCUUCAUGCAAGUCUCUUCUCUUCUUUCAGUCUCCUGGCUUUAGUCUCAGAGCCUCCAUUUUUAACUUUUAUAGUGAUCCUACAGCAAUUUAGCUGAGGCUGGUCAUCACUUGCUCUUUUACCUCUGUGUCAAUGUUUGCAGAUGACAUUGUGAUUUGUGGUGAGAGCAGGGAGCAAGUGGAAGAUCAGCUAGAGAGGAGGAGCUUUGCCUUAGAAAGGAGAGGAAUGAAGGUUAGCUGCAGUAAGACGGAAUACAUGUGUGUGAAUGAGAGGGAGCCAAGUGGACAGGUGAAGUUACAGGAUGUAGAGAUAUAGAAGGUGGUGGAUUUGAAGGACUGAGGCUCAACUAUCCAGGGCAAUGGAGAGUGUGAGAAAGAGGUGAAGAAGCAGGUGCAGGCAGGAUGGAAUCAUUGGAGAAAAGUGUCAGGUGUGAUGUGUGACAAAAGGGUGUCGGCGAGAAUGAAAGGGAAAGUGUCCAAAAGGGUGGUGAGGCCAGCAGUGGUGUAUGGUUUGGAAACAGUGGCACUGAGGAAAAGACAGGAGGCAGAGCUGGAGGUAGCAGCGAUGAAGAUGCUGAGCUUCUCUCUGGGAGUGAGCAGGAUGGAUAGGAUCAGGAAGCAGUAGAUCAGAGGGACAGCACAUGUGCUCAGGUGUUUAGGAGGCAAAGUCAGAGACUGAGAUGGUUUGGACAUGUACAGAGGAGAGAGAGCCAGUACAUUGGUAGGAAGAUGUUGAGGUUGGAACUGCCAGGCAGAAGGUGGAGAGGAAGGCCAAAGAGGAGAUUGAUGGAGGUGGUGAAGGAGACAUGAGGUUUGUAGGUUUGAGAGAAGAGGAAGCAGAGGACAGGGUGAUGGAGGAGGAUGAUCAACGGAGGCCACCCCUGAAAGGAGAAGCCCAAAGAGAAAGAAGAAGAGAAGAAGAAGUCAAUAGCCAGCACCAUAUAGCAUGAGGUCAUAAUGUUACGGCCAACAGAGGUGGUUCUGAGAACAUUGGUUUCCCAUAAAUAAAUGGCUCAUGGCUGAGUGAGUAUGAAUAUGUGCUGUAUCAAGAUUUGUGAUGUCAAACCUGCGGCCCGAGGGCCAAAUCCGUCCCACCAAGUCAUUUAAUGUGGUCUUCGUGCUGUAACAGGCUGUUUGUUUGAGUUGGGCCUUUAGAGUUAGAUUUUGAUUCAUGAUUUCAGACAAAAAUAAUGAAUCAAUACAAAUACUAGAUUAAUUUCGCGUUCCACCGGUUCCAGCUGCACUGAUACAAUGUGAUGUCAUCAGCAAAACAUCCAUAAGGACACGGACUUAAUGAGAUUGUGGAGUUAAAAAUAAAAAGUCCUGGUGGAAGCACGAGAAACAGGCGGCAACACAACCAUCUGCUGCUCAGUAAAGUUUCAAUGUGUGCUGCGGGUGCGAUGGGGUGGACUCAGACAGAAACAUGGGGAGAAGAUGGCACCUCAGUUCAGCAUCUGAGGGAUACACACAAUGAACCGCUACGAUCUGAGCCUCCCUCAUCACACCAGUGAGGUGCAAGAAUGUGAUGAGUCAGUGUUGUAAAUGAGUUAAUAAUAAUAAUAAUAACAAUGAUCCUGUCAAUAAAUAAAUACAUAUUUCAUUCUUCAUGAUUAAACAUGUUGACAAUGACACAAUGUUACACAAAAAAACAAAAAAAACGCUAACACUACUCUAUAAUGCAUUUUCAUGAGACGUCAUACUGUAUUUAUAAGCUUUUAUGGAACUUGUCAUGAAUGUUUCUCAUCCUGUAUGGCAGGGUUUAUCUGCUAUUAGACGCUGUUGACUUGACUUCAGGCGCUACAAGCCCUAACCCCUAUGAUUGUAGACAUUCAUAACAUCCAUAAAGCCCUAGAAAUGCACUGUGAUGCCUGAUGAAUAAACUAAUAACACAUUAUAGAUGAGACCUGAAUAUAAAGCGUAACCAAAAACGACAUUUUGUGAUUGAAAAAUCAUUGAAAUCUUUUUUCAAACCUUCUCAUACCAACGCUGUUUGGAAGCUAUAAAUUCAAGAUAAUAAAAGACAAUGUUUCGAUUCGGUGAAUGAAAAGUUGGAGAAGGAAGAUGGAAGACAUCAUAAAAACUUGAUGAUGAAAACAUCCACAAUAAUCAAUACAGGCCUCUCCCUACUGCGCUCGCCUGGGAUCAGAGCACGGGAGCGUGCGGAGGUUAAGGAUAGAAACAUGCAAAUAGUUUCAUUAGGAUUCUUAGGUUCUGCAAUGUAUUUUUGAUGGAUAACUGUUUACUGAUGGUUCUACAGUAGCUCUCAUGCUCAAGUUCUUAACUGUAAGAGGGAAAUAAUGCCACCGAAACAUCUGGAUCUUCUGUGAUCUGAAAAUGUAGGUCUACAUAGACAGUGUCAACCAGUUUAUUGUCUGUAACACAGGGGCAGAGCUCUGUCUGUCUCUGCCGCAGAAGGUCUGUUCUCCCUUCAAUGAGUUUACUGCCACACUGCUCAGCAGGUUUUAUUCAGGAGUUAUGGGGGUUACCUCUUCUAAUGACUCAUUUC